Messenger RNA from Clonostachys byssicola, 939 nucleotides. The record is from the annotation of a GenBank genome assembly. Lineage: Eukaryota; Fungi; Ascomycota; Sordariomycetes; Hypocreales; Bionectriaceae.
AUGGUGGUAAUGGGCCAACAAUCGCUCCGGAUAGCCCUGGACUCGUUGCCGGCGCACGUAGUUGAAUUAGAUGACUGGAAGGGAGUCAAGGCGCGGGAAGAGAGGCGACGGAUUCAGAAUCGCGUGAACCAGAGGGCUGCGAACUCACAGAAAAUUGCAGGAAAUCGCAAGCGGGCUGGCGCAAAACAUGAGCAACUAGAGUCUUCUCAGCGCGGCCUCAAGUCUUUCAGCAACCAAAUGCCCUCGAGGGCUGUAAUCAGAGCAGAAUCGAGCCCUGCCGUGCUCAAGCACCAAGGACCUAAUUUCUGGCAAAUGUUCUACGCCGCCAUGAAAUCAGUCCCUACUGACCGCUCCAGGCUCAUCAACUUUACUCAACACAUUGUAUUUCACUCGGAGGAUAUCCAGAAAGAUGUCAGAAAUUUCGAAAACUGGAUGUAUCUAUUAAUUGGCUCACCUGGCAGAGACUGCCUGUUCACCUUGGUACAAUUCAACGUCUUCCGAUCCAUGGUGAGCAAUGAGAGAGACCUGGGCCUCCCGGAAGCAUGCGCGCUGGACGAUGACUCCAUAUCGCCAAUUUCAGAUGCAAGCUACGUAGCGCAGGACAUGCCGCCCUCAUUGCGGCCGACCCUGCUACAGAGGACGGUGACUCAUCAUCCUUGGAUCGACCUUUUGCCGUUCCCCAACAUGCGGGACAACCUGCUCCUGGCGGAUGAUCAAUAUGAUGAAUUGGCGCUCUGUACGGCAAUCCUGGGCUGCAACGCGGACUCGGGUGGGAAAACCGGGAUGAUUGUCUGGGGGGAGGCCUGGAAUCCCGCGGGAUGGGAAUUCACUGAGGAAUUCAUCCGUGAGUGGGCGUGGACCCUGGAAGGGUGCGACGAGUUCUUGGCGUCGACGAAUUCCUGGCGUCACCGGAGGGGCAAAGGGGCUCUAAAGUUGUGA